Molecule: messenger RNA, 897 nt
Organism: Colletotrichum higginsianum IMI 349063
Lineage: Eukaryota; Fungi; Ascomycota; Sordariomycetes; Glomerellales; Glomerellaceae
Exons: 4
Coding region: 1-897 (298 amino acids)
Molecular function (GO): fatty acyl-CoA hydrolase activity
Source: RefSeq, a predicted model, not a curated record
AUGUUGCGGUACACUAUGUUGCGGUCAGCCUUUGUCAGACCAACACACGUCCCUUGGCUCCAGCCGGCGGUCUGUAUUCGGGCACAGAGCACCUACGCCAAAGCACAGCUGAAAUGCGACGACGCGCAGCAAGCUGGUGAGGAGGGUACGUCAUCCGUCUCGCCGACUGCCUCGCCACGAUGGUUCUCCGAGCUCCAGGCGCGGAUCCUGCGUCUGAAGGACGCUCCCAAGUCUCCUCGAUGCGUCGAAGAGGCCGACGGGCUGCUCCAGCAGACGAACGCGAACUGGAUGGGCCUCCUGGCCGGCAGUCAAGGUUUCCUUACCGAGCCCAGGUGGAGAGGCCUGGAUAACCACCAGGUGUUCUGGGGAGACAUGGACAGCAUGGAAGAGAGGUUGGCCAAACUGAUAGGUAAACAAACAGGACACAUCAACAACGUCAUGUACAAUCGCUACGCCGAGUCGGCCCGAGUCCAAUUCAUCCGUCACCACGGGCUCGAUGCCACGGCCGAGGAAAGGAAGCAGUGGGAGGACCUCGUGACCCCUCGCAGCCUCGGCCUCAUCCUGAAGACGAUGACAACCGAGUUCAAGUUCCCGAUGAAAUAUCCCGACAGGGUUUACGUCUUGUACAGGCUGACCGAGCCGCCAACGCCCGACUCGACAAGUCUUCGCAUGGAGUCCUGGAUUCUGUCGGACCAGCACCGUCGGAUCGCCGCAAAGGUCAUCGACGAGACGGCCAUCUACGACUACACGGUCGGCAAGGUUUCCGUGCUGAAGCCCUUCAUGGUUGAAAAGCUCAAGCGCACGUUCGCCAUGCAGGAAGAAGCCAGGGGGAAGUACGCCGAGGAAGCACGAAGGGCCAUUGAGGCCGUGGAGGCGCUGGAAUCACGGCAUGGAUGA